AUGCCUCUGGAGGACAAUAUUCUCCGAGAAGUCUGGGCCUCCGAAAGUGAGCUGGAGGAGGAAUCUGGGAGCCCAGAGCUACAGACGCGCCCCAAACAGCGUCUCGCCGCAGGGCAGAAGCCGAGAAAGAAGCGGCCUGAAACCCAGGAGUGCCCCAGCCCCGCCGAAGCCAAACCCCGGAGAACCGGGAAGAAGGAAGAGGAAGAAGAAGAUGAGGAAGAAGAGGAGGAAGAAAAAAAGAAAGAGAAAGUGGCUCUUUUAAAACCUUCAAGGAAAGUCCCCAAAGGGAAAACAAAUGGAGACACAAAAGGAAAAGGGAACCGCCUUCAAGGUAAGAAAGGAGAUCUGGGAAGCCCUGCUGUCCCCCGGAAAACUAUCCGAAAUAAGAAGAAGGAGGCAGCAGCAGGGGGUUCAACUGGGGAGGAACCCAAGAUAAGAAAAGUCAAGAAGAAAGAAUCUGAUGAGGCUGAAAGGGAGUCCUUAGGGACACCUACUGGAAACAGAAAGAUACCAGUGUCCAUGUUCCAGGUUGGAAGAGAGGGCCCUACAGAAAAACCAUUGAAGAAGAAAGCUUCCCCCAAAGUCCCAGAAGCUGAGAGUGAGGAGGAAGAGGCAACAACCAAGAAUAGCAACCGAAAGGGAAAAGGGAAGGGGAAAGGAAAAGUCCCAAAGAAGGAAGAGAGACCCCCAUCACCUCCCAUCGAGGUGGAUGACCCCAAGGAAUUUGUGCUGCGCCCAGCACCACAGGGCAGGACUGUGCGGUGCCGGGUAACUCGGGACAAGAAGGGAAUGGACCGGGGAUUGUACCCCUCCUACUACCUGCACCUGGACAGUGACCGGAAGGUAUUCCUCCUAGCUGGCCGAAAGCGGAAACGGAGCAAGACUGCCAAUUAUCUCAUCUCUGUUGACCCCACCAACCUAUCUCGGACAGGGGAAGACUUCAUUGGCAAGCUCAGAUCUAAUCUUAUAGGAUCCCGAUUUACUGUGUUUGACAAUGGAAAGAAUCCCCAUCAUGGAGGUGCAGAUGUGGCAACCUACCGACAAGAAUUGGCAGCUGUCAUCUACGAGACCAACGUUCUGGGCUUCCGGGGGCCCCGUCGAAUGACAGUCAUCAUCCCAGGGAUGAGCUCAGAAAAUAAGAGGAUCCCAAUCCGGCCCCGAAAUGCUAGCGAUGGGCUUCUAGUGCGCUGGCAGAACAAGACAAUGGAGAAUCUGAUAGAACUACACAACAAGACACCUGUAUGGAAUGAAGAGAGUGGCUCUUACACCCUCAAUUUCCAAGGACGAGUCACCCAGGCCUCUGUCAAGAACUUCCAGAUUAUACAUUUGGAUGACCCUGACUAUAUUGUGCUGCAGUUUGGCCGGGUGUCAGAAGAUGCAUUCACUCUGGACUAUCGAUACCCACUUUGCGCCCUACAAGGCUUUGCUAUAGCCCUCUCCAGCUUUGAUGGGAAGCUGGCCUGCGAGUAA
This is a messenger RNA of Sarcophilus harrisii (Tasmanian devil), 1470 nucleotides long. It is a transcript of the gene TULP1, whose product is annotated as TUB like protein 1. The transcript is spliced from 14 exons. Gene Ontology annotation, molecular function: actin filament binding. Lineage: Eukaryota; Metazoa; Chordata; Mammalia; Dasyuromorphia; Dasyuridae. Gene Ontology annotation, biological process: protein localization to cilium. The record is from RefSeq and is a predicted model, not a curated record. Bases 1 to 1470 code for a protein of 489 amino acids. Gene Ontology annotation, cellular component: cilium.